Molecule: messenger RNA, 993 nt
Organism: Fusarium oxysporum Fo47
Lineage: Eukaryota; Fungi; Ascomycota; Sordariomycetes; Hypocreales; Nectriaceae
Exons: 3
Coding region: 1-993 (330 amino acids)
Source: RefSeq, a predicted model, not a curated record
AUGUCAACCCCUCCGCCUCCAGACCCAGAUGCUCCCCUCACGGGCGCUGCUCGCUCCGUGAACCGCCAAGGACUAAUCAUAAUCGUCUGGAUAUGCUUCACCAUCGCUACACUCUUCGUAUCACUACGACUAUUCGUUCGCUGGCAUCAGAAUCGGCGCUUCCUUGCAGAUGACUACUGGAUUACAUGGGCGUGGCUAUGCACUCUUACCAUGGCUAUACUGCAGACUGAGCAGAUGGAUCCUCUGUGGUAUAUGACUUACCUCCAGGCCGGUCGCAUCGCCUACGAUCCAAAGGAGCUAGAGUUCCAACGCAGUCAAAUCACGCGAUGGCAAUUCCCUAUCAUCAAGCUGUUUUGGAUCAUAUUAUGUCCUCCUUCUAACUACUUCCAUGGUAACUGUGAUUCUCCGCGAGAACAAUGGAGACAGUCCUUCAACGUCAUUUUCUCAACGACCGUCGACGUUGCAACCGACCUCAUGAUCAUGGCGCUUCCGAUCGCAGUACUUCCCUCUCUACAGCUCGACAAGAAGAAGAAAAUCGGGCUUGGAAUUGCCUUUUCUCUGGGUAUAAUCAUCAUCUGCGUCGCCAUUGUACGCAUGUCACAAGUCAUCGUUGGAAAAAAGGUCGAUCUCGUUGGACUAGCUAUCUGGGGUGCCGUAGAAACAGCAACCGCUCUUGUUGUCGGUUCACUACCAGCACUCAAAGGCUUACUUACCCGAGGCAUCAAGAAGUAUGCGACAUCGAGGAGUGGUAGGACGGAUCCAGCUGAUUACGACAGCCGAAGUUCUCAACGUCGGCGAGGCCAUGGCUCAGCAAUGACGCCUCGGGCUAUUGUGGUUUCUGACUGCAUCCCUCUUGAUGAUCUCCAUCGCAGUGGACAAGUCGAUGGAGGUAUAUAUGUACACAAAACAUUCACGACUGCUACGACAAGGGAUGAUAGUUCUUCUCAGGGUGAAGGGGAUGAAGCAGCUAUAGUGAGAGCAGCACCAAGAUAG